GAAAUGAUUUUUUUGCUUCUCUAUCCUUAAAUCUGUCAUUUUCAGAGUAGAAUUGUACUCUGUUUACCAAUUCGACUCUUUGAUGUGUUGUCUUCUGUCUCCCUCUUGUGGAUAUUUGGGUGGACCUCACUUUAAAAGGUAAACGUUUUUUUUAUUUGGUUUUAUUUAAUCCAAAACGAGCCAAAUGACGGGCGAAUAAGCUACAAUGUGAAUUAAAACGUUUUAAAAAUAUAAGAGGACCUUUUAACAAUUCACGAUUUCCCAGCCAGUUCUAUGUCAAUUGUGUCUCGUGCUCUUGUUUGUUUUUGUUUUCUUUCAGAGCUCGCGCGUCAUAACUGCCGUUACUAUAACAGAGUUGAGACAAAUGGAUAGACCUCCCAAAAAGAGGGCUUUGGCUUUGUUCUACUCUGAACAAGGUACCACCGACACGUUAGAAAAUAAUCCGAAGAAAUCCGAUUGUCGUGUCGGGACCAGUGCCGUCCUAAAUCAGCAUGACGUCAGCGGUAAUAACAGUUGUGAAAAGUACAACGCAAGCGACACGUUUCUAACGCCGGACGGUUGGAUUGAAAACAGGGGUGCGGGUGACAGUAUCACAUGUCCACCUGUUCCUUCAGUUCAAGAUCAGACAGUUAAUCAGAAAAUAAAAGAGGACAAGCAGAAGCAAAACCACAUCAAAAGGCCGAUGAAUGCAUUCUUGGUGUGGUCAAAGAUGCAACGGCCCAUCUUUUACAAGGCCAAUCCCAAUGCUGACAUGACCAAAAUCAGUGUCCUGCUUGGGUUAGAAUGGAAAAAACUCUCUGAAGAUCAGAAGAAGCCGUUCUUUGAUGAAGCACACAGAAUCCAAGCACAACACAGGCAGAUGUACCCAGAAUGGGUCUUUAAACCAAAAAAAAAGAGUCACGGUCCAGGAAAACCACCUGCCGUCCCUACCUCCCAAACCUCUUUACCCUCCAGAGUGACAUCUGCACAGAAUUCAGUGCUUUACUCAGUGCCCCAAACAUACAUAGAGCAGAGCAGACUAAACAAUUCAGCCAACAUUAACCAAGCCAUGGAGGAGCAGCAAGAUGUUCCAAUGCCUGGCCCUUCCCAUCUCUAUCCACCAGAAUCAAGAAUACCCACAAGCUGUUUCCUCUGUGAUUUUUACUUCACUGCCUAUCCACACUAUUACAUAAGAGAACCCCAGUUCAACCCAUCAGUAGUCAUUCCCGGCUCAGGCUGUUGCUGCCUGAUGCCAUUCUCUGAAGACCUGAGGAUUUCCCCUGAAUGAAGAAUGUAAACUAUGUGUCUAUUGCUAUAAUAGGAUGAAAAUCCACUAGAGAAUGUGAUGCAUAUUAAGCUUGUGGUGUAUAUUGUGAUGUAUUUAUUGGUAUUCUAAAGUGUCUUUGAGAAAAUAAAUAGUGCUGAAUUGUUGAAA
This is a messenger RNA of Triplophysa dalaica, 1414 nucleotides long. Its product is annotated as sex-determining region Y protein-like. Bases 365 to 1267 code for a protein of 300 amino acids. The transcript has 5 exons. Gene Ontology annotation, biological process: cell differentiation; regulation of DNA-templated transcription; anatomical structure morphogenesis. The record is from RefSeq and is a predicted model, not a curated record. Lineage: Eukaryota; Metazoa; Chordata; Actinopteri; Cypriniformes; Nemacheilidae. Gene Ontology annotation, molecular function: DNA-binding transcription factor activity, RNA polymerase II-specific; RNA polymerase II cis-regulatory region sequence-specific DNA binding.